Aureococcus anophagefferens is the source of this 2490-nucleotide messenger RNA. RefSeq lists its product as hypothetical. Gene Ontology annotation, molecular function: protein binding. Bases 1 to 2490 code for a protein of 829 amino acids. Lineage: Eukaryota; Pelagophyceae; Pelagomonadales; Pelagomonadaceae. The transcript has a single exon. The record is from RefSeq and is a predicted model, not a curated record.
AUGGCGCCCAUGUCGGAGGACGAGCACAACGUGCAGCACAUUUUGUACGUCACGUCCGACGUCGCCCUCCAGGCCAAGCACCGCGCCGACGACGCCAUGGUCGCCGGCGACUACGACACGUCCAUCAAGGAGCUGACGACGUCCAUCGACGAGCUGGCCAUCGACGCCGAGGCCUUUUGCGCGCUGCGCCACGCGGCGGCCUUCCUGCGGAACACGCGCGCGUUCAACCUGCUGCGCCUGGGCCGCUACGACGAGGCGCGGGAGGACGCGAUGGCCUGCAUGGAGCUCGACAUCGAAGGAGGCGCGUGGCACCGCGUCAUCACGGCGGCCGAGGGCCGCGUCCCCAUCGAGGAGGUCAUCAAGGCCGAGGCCGAGGCCGAGGAGGAGCGCCUGGAGAAGGAGAAGGCGUCCAUCGUCGUCCCCGAGGCGCUGCCGCGGUCGUCGAAGCGCGGGUCGACGGCCGUCGAGCCCUUCUUCACGGAGCUGGGGCUCGCGGCGAAGGGAGCCGGCGAGGCCGAGUUCGCGCGGCGCGCCUACGGCCGCGCGCACCGCCACUACUCCGAGGCGCUCUGCGAGGCGAAGCUCGACGAGAUGAGCCACCCGGUGCGCCGCGCGCACGCGAUGCUCCGGUGCAACCGCGCGCUCUGCUCGCUGCUCAUGCGGCGCUUCGAGGCCGCGCGCGAGGACGCGCGCGAGGCCGUCAAGCUCGACGCGACGUGGGGCCGGGGCUGGGACCGCCUCAUCGCCGCGUGCGCGGGCCUCGGCGACGCCGAGAACCUCGCGGAGGCGAACGCGGCGCUCGCGGAGGCGACCGUGCGCCGCGCGGACAAGUUCGCCUGCCCGAAGGCGACGCGGCUCCAGCUCGCGCGCGCGCGGACCUGGCGGACGUCGCUGCCGGCGGCGGCCGCGCUGGGCAUCCUCGACGCGGAGGAGAAGGACGAGACGUGCCAGAUCUUGCUCCAGCGCGCCGUCGCGCUCAAGGGGAAGCUCACGGUGCACGUCGUCGGCUGCGACGACGCCAAGGAGGGGCUCGCGGACUACGCGAGCCUCUGCAGGUGGAUCCGGGAGCUCGUGCCCUACUGCGAGCACGCGGAGCUCGACGUGAAGCUCGUGGGCUUCCACGACAAGCGCUGGUUCCUGGGCCCCCGCGACGAGCUCGCGGCGUCGGACCCGCGCGUCGCGGCCAUGGUCGCGAACCUCGACGACUGCUGCGAGCGCGAGCAGCCCCACCUGAAGCUCGAGGUCGUCGACCUCUUCCGGAAGGGCCGCGUGAAGAUCCUGGACCCGCUCGAGGAGAAGAAGAAGCGGCGCGAGGAGGAGGACGAGCGCGUCAACGCCGAGGUCAUGGAGAAGAUCUACUUCAACGACCCGGACAAGAUCCGGUCCAUGCGCGAGGACGAGGAGCGGAAGAAGGUCGACAAGGUGAAGCUCGAGAAGCUCAUGCGCGAGCGGGACCGGCGGCCCACGAAGCCCCUCAUGUGGCACGACGCGUACCGCGCCGAGGACCCGGAGGAGGAGGCGAAGCGGCCGGAGGUCGUGCUGCUCGCGAACCCCGGCGUCGACUUCAACUUCGACCGCUGGUACCCGACGGUCGCGGCGCUCAUCAUGCAGGGCGCGCUCAUCGUCGUCACGGGCCACACGGCCGUCGAGGGCUGGUCCGACGAGGCCGUGGGCGCGCAGGACAUCUUCGAGCGCCUCGGCGCGCGCGUCGUCGUGCCGCGGACGCGGUGCAAGCUCUACUGCCGCACGUCGAGGCUCGCGCGCGUCCAGCCCUUCUACAACGUGCGCCCCAAGGGCACGAAGGUCGUCCGGGACGCGAGCCUCCUCGACGACGAGGACGUCUUCGCGGAGAACGGCUUCUACUUUGUGUGCCAGGGCAUCGACCUGCGGAACUGCCCCGCGGACCAGCAGCUGCCCAUGGGCCAGUACGAGCUCGACCUGUGCAAGAAGCACGUCGGCGCGCACCUCUGCCGCCGCGCCGCGGACCUCGAGAGUCGGCCCGACGUCGCCGACGAGCUCCGCAACUCCGCGAAGAAGCUCGACUGGGGCACGAAGGGCGUCGACAAGGACCGGAGCUUCCAGGCCGAGGACUUUCUGUGCCUCAUGAGCCCCCUCUACAACAAGGAGCGCGCCAAGUACCUCGAGCGCAAGGAGGAGCGGCGCCUCGACGUGCUCCGCGCGGAGCGCAAGGACUUCCGCGAGGCGCGGCUCGCGGCCAAGGCCGCGCGGGAGCAGCUCGACGACGCCGAGGCCGCGGCGGAGGCCGCGCAGGACGCGCUCGAGGCCGAGGACAUGCGCGCGAUCGCCGCGGCCGCCGCGAAGUUCGAGGCGCUCCUCGAGUCGAAGAAGCAGCCCGCGGCCAUCGCGCCGAAGCCCCUCGACAACCCCUUCGACGACGACGACGACGACGACGACAUGCCCCCGCUCGACGACGAGGAGUGGGCCGCGUGCAACGACGUCGACGACGGCGACCUCGGCCUCGUCGACUAG